This is a messenger RNA of Zingiber officinale, 312 nucleotides long. RefSeq names its product basic salivary proline-rich protein 4-like. Bases 1 to 312 code for a protein of 103 amino acids. The record is from RefSeq and is a predicted model, not a curated record. NCBI's taxonomy places the organism in Eukaryota, Viridiplantae, Streptophyta, Magnoliopsida, Zingiberales, Zingiberaceae. The transcript has a single exon.
AUGGCUCUGUCUGUGGCGCUGUUACUGCUAAUGCUGUUGAACUUGAGCACUUCGACCGCCGGCGUCGCUUCUAGCGAUCAAGCACGAGAAGAGCAGCACGACGCUGCUUUGGGUCAUUACCCUUCUUAUUCUUCUCGGGCCUACGGCCGCCCGCCGCCGAAACAUAGCUGGUCACCGGCGCCGGCUCCUGCCCCUGGGCGGCCGGCGCAACCGCCUUCCCAUGACAUGGCGCCGUCGCCGCAGCAUGGAGAGCGGCCGGCGCUUCCGCCGUUUGGUGGCCAUCCGCCUCCGUUUCCGACGGGCUACUAUUGA